AUGGGCGAGCACCCCAGCCCGGGCCCAGCGGUGGCCGCCUGCGCCGAGGCGGAGCGCAUCGAGGAGCUGGAACCCGAGGCCGAGGAGCGGCCGCCGGCGGAGGACCACUGGAAAGUCCUGUUUGAUCAGUGUGACCCUGGGAACACAGGCUUCAUCAGUACAGGCAAGUUCCGGAGCCUCCUGGACAGCCACAGCUCCAAGCUGGACCCACACAAGAGGGAGGUACUCCUGGCUCUCGCCGACAGCCAUGCCAACGGGCAGAUCUGCUACCAGGAUUUUGUCAACCUGAUGAGCAACAAGCGGUCCAACAGUUUUCGCCAGGCCAUCCUGCAGGGGAACCGCAGGCUCUGCAGCAAGGCCCUGCUGGAGGAGAAGGGGCUGAACCUCUCCCAGCGACUCAUCCGUCACGUGGCCUACGAGACCCUGCCCCGGGAGAUUGACCGGAAGUGGUACUACGACAGUUAUACCUGCUGCCCCCCGCCCUGGUUCAUGAUCACGGUCACACUGCUAGAGGUUGCCUUUUUCCUUUAUAAUGGGGUGUCGCUGGGCCAAUUUGUACUGCAGGUAACCCACCCACGAUACCUGAAGAACUCACUGGUUUACCAUCCACAGCUCCGAGCACAGGCUUGGCGUUACCUGACAUACAUAUUCAUGCAUGCGGGGAUCGAACACCUGGGCCUCAACGUGGUACUCCAGCUCCUGGUGGGGGUACCUCUGGAGAUGGUGCAUGGAGCAACCCGCAUUGGGCUUGUCUAUGUGGCCGGUGUCGUGGCAGGGUCCUUGGCGGUGUCUGUGGCCGACAUGACCGCGCCGGUGGUGGGCUCCUCUGGAGGGGUGUAUGCGCUCGUCUCUGCCCAUCUGGCCAACAUCGUCAUGAACUGGUCAGGCAUGAAGUGUCAAUUCAAGCUGCUGCGGAUGGCUGUGGCCUUGAUCUGUAUGAGCAUGGAGUUUGGGCGGGCCGUGUGGCUGCGCUUCCACCCAUCAGCUUACCCGCCCUGCCCUCACCCGAGCUUCGUGGCGCACUUGGGUGGCGUGGCUGUGGGCAUCACCCUGGGCGUGGUGGUCCUGAGGAACUACGAGCAGAGGCUGCAGGACCAGUCGCUGUGGUGGAUUUUCGUGGCCAUGUACACCGUCUUUGUGCUGUUCGCUGUCUUCUGGAACAUCUUUGCCUACACCCUGCUGGACUUGAAGCUGCCGCCGCCCCCCUAGAGACCUGGAGGACCUUGGUCCGGGAGAGAAGGGAGAAGCAGCGUCAGCCAGGAGCAGCCGCAUUCUUUUUCUCAUCACCAGCUCAGUGAGGCCAGAGAGGAGAGGACAGGAGAGGCUGCGCUGCUGUAACAUUUGUGUUCAGAUCUGAACAGGCAGUGGAGGCCUUUUUCUGAAGGCACCCACUGGAGGAAUUGGAUAUGGCUUCUGUAGUUUUUCAAGACUGUUCUGAGGACCUCGGGCCAGGGUGAAGGCCUGGGGCGAGGUGAGAGUGGCCGUCCCUUGGGGCUGGCCGUGUCCCAUGUGUUCAGGGACACAGACUGGGCGGCAGCCUUCUUCACCCGCCACCCAGAGGUACCUAAGAGGGGAAGGAAGGCCCGCGGCUAUAUAGCCAGGCAGGCCCUGUCCAGCCCACAGGUCACUAUGGGCCAGGACUUGUUCCCUCCAAAGCUACUGGGUAUGGAGCUCUGGAGUGGAAGGGGGCCUGGUGGUGGAGGAUGGUCAACUUUGGUCAGGGCUGGGGGAAGCCAGGAUGCCCUCCCAUGCCUGUUGGUGGGCACUGGGGUGUGGCCUCUCAGGCCUGGAGAGAGCAGAGGGAGAUCCUAUGGCUCCAGGCCCCCCCUUGCCCUCAGGGUACCUGUGAGAGGAGCCCGAGAGGGAGGCAAUAACUUUGUUCAGGGCUUCCCCAGUGGCUCAGAUGAUAACAAAUCUGCCUGCUGUGCGGGAGACCCAGGUUCGAUCUCUGGGUCGGGAAGAUCCCCUGGAGAAGGGAAUGGCUACCUACUCCAGUAUUCUUGCCUGGAGAAUCCCCGUGGGCAGAGGAGCCUGGUGGGCUACAGUCCAUGGGAUCACAAAGAGUCCAACAGGACUGAGCGACUUUCACUUUCACUCCCCUCCUCACCACGUGCCCCCCUACCCCCAGCGCCUGGGGGAAGGGAAGGGUAUUGGCUUCGGACUUCUCCCGAGUGCUGACAUCUCACACCAGUGUCCGGACAUCCAUCCCCUUUUGUUCAGGGUCUUUUCCUCCCCUUCCACUGCUCACAGCCCCCAGUGUGCCUGCCUUCUGCUUGCAGAGCCCAUGUUCUGGUACGUGUGUACAUGUAUGUGUGUGCAUGCGUGUGUGUGCACAUGCAUGGUUUGGUGGGCAGGUGCACAUGUGAUGGGAAAGAUGAUGUGAGGCCAGCUGGAGGCUGCAGGGGAAGCCUGCAGAGGGUGGGGGCUGUGGGGGAGUCUGCCUGAGAGGAUGGAGGGCACUGAGAGACAGGAAACUCUCGCCCCCUUCUUCCCCACCCUCGUUCUUUCCCGGUGCCUCCCUGAGAAUCCCUGACCAGCGGGAGAUGUGCUAUGGUCAAGGGAGACCUCAGGCCCUUCCAGGGACCUUGAGGAUGCUGAGGUUUCCCUCCCCUUUGCCACGUUCUGGUCUGACUCCCGCCUAGAAGAGCCUUCCUAUCUGAAAAGAUUCUGUUUGUCUCCCUUAGGAGGGAAGGAGCUUUGGGGGUGCAGGAAAGGCUGGAGCAGGAAUGUUGGGGCCAAGUGUCCUUUUGAAGUUGGGGGGCACAGGGCCUCCAAUUCAGACAGGAAGCUGCUCCUGGAGAAGAAUCGGUGGGUGCUUGGAAUAUUGUAGGUGAGGAGGGCAGCCUUCGGAUGCUCAGAGCCGGGAGGGCACAAGGAGAUGGUCAAAUCUGUGCCCCCACCCCAAAACAAGUGGCAAAACAGGGCUGAGGCAGUGAUCCCCUGCAGGAGCUGGUGCCCACCCCAAGGGGAGGGUGUGGGGAGGAUGGCCUUGUCUCUUUAUGCUGCCCUGGGGACUCCAAACACUGACAGCCCAGGGGGCUGCGUUCCUACAGGAAUGGGGCCGCCUCAAGCCUGUCAGAGUCCUUACAUAUGCUAAGGUCCAGAGUCAGCCAGGCCAGGUACUGGGGAGUCUUGGGCCAUUGUGAUCACCCAUAAAUGGGCAGGGUCCUCCUACCCCGGGACACCCCUACUCAUCCCUGGGCUACGCCAAGCCCUGCCCUGUCUUGGCCCAACGAUAGAUUGUUCUGGUCCCCACGUAUGGCUCCCGAGGUCACGCUGCACUUGUGUCCACACUGUGCUCAGGACACCCUGGGGCGAUGGGCCCAGGUCUUUGGCUGAGCCGUGCCAGUCUGUCCCUGCCAGCCAUCGUCCGCCCUCCUGAGAGCUAGGUGUGGCCGGAAGAGUGAGCUUCUUAGGAGAGGGGACUCUGAGCUGGAAAGGGGGCUGAGAAGAUGUGGGCAAGGACGGGGGUGGGAGGGACUCCGUCGUGGGCUGUCACCCCUGCUAACCCUGAGUGAUGCUGUCCCUUCUGGGAGCAACAGAGGCUGCUUGUGCCCCGCUGGGAGGCAGGGCAUCACCUCCAUCCUGGCACCUGGGCGCUCUGGGAUGUGGUGGAGGAAGUGGAGACAUUUCUGCCUUUAUCUGCUGUGGUCUGGAGUGGGGGGCUUCCUGUCUCAGGCGUGGGAAGACUGUGAACAGGAAGAGUCUAGAAAGCCCGUCAGGGAAGCACCCAGUUCUUCAGGGCUUCAGAUGGAAGCUUGUUACUGAGAAGGACUGUGUGAGGCGGAGGUGUGGAGUCUUGCCCUGUGAGGCCUGGGAGGCGCUCAGGGCUCCUUCUCUAUACCCCCUGCCGCCAGCCCCAGCUGCUGCUGGUCCACAAGCCACCUCGAAGUUCUUCCUUGUGUUCAGCGCCUACCUCUGCCGCCUCUUCCGACCACCUCAUCCAAGCAGGACCACAGAGUGGUGGCAGGGGUCACUUCAGACGCCCUCCAGGUCUCCAGCCCAGGGCCGGCAGACAGCUGUCCGGUAAGAAAGGCUUACUUUUGGGGGUCUGGCUUCCUCCCUGGCAGGCCCCUCUGUUCCCACGCUCCCUCCUCAUCCAGUAUGGCCACCUGACCGGGUGCUGAGCAGCAGAGGGUGGACUGAAUCUUCAGGCUGUAGAAGCCAGUCAGCCUUUUAUCCACAGGCUUCAGAGACUGAAAACUGAAGGUUCCCCAAACAGCAGCCCCGGACUCACCCCCUCCUUAUAUGGAAGAACAAUCACAGAAACUGGGGAAAGGAAAACAAACCUUCCAAGGAGAAAUUUCAUUCUAAUGACACCAUUCAUCAUUAGUUUUUUAAUUAGGAAAAGCUCCCGGAUGAGGCGGCUUUGCCAGCUCAUAGGGUUCUCAAUUUCCACGAGAACCAUUCUUGCCCGGAGGAUUAGGGGAGUUGGUUCUCACCAAGCCCAGACCUCCCUGCAGUGUCCAGUUUCGUUGGAAAAUAAUGCCGAUUCCUGGGUACAGUGGAAAACCCUUUCCUGGCAUCAUUCAUGGUCCCAGUGCUGGCCAGAAAGCUCCAAAACUCCUCUGCCUUAAAAAACUGCCCAACCCAACACCUGUCUUCCCCCCCAGGACUGGAGUAGGUGGAAACAAAACUAAUCCCAAGCUGCAGUGUUUGUUUCUAAAUAUUUUUGUAUCGUGUACAUUCUGUAUAUUUUUGUUGUAACAUAUUAUUUGAGCACAGAUUCCAUUAAAGAUUUUUUUUUUUUCUUUAA
Molecule: messenger RNA, 4756 nt
Organism: Dama dama (fallow deer)
Lineage: Eukaryota; Metazoa; Chordata; Mammalia; Artiodactyla; Cervidae
Gene: RHBDL3
Product: rhomboid like 3
Exons: 9
Coding region: 1-1209 (402 amino acids)
Cellular component (GO): membrane
Molecular function (GO): calcium ion binding; serine-type endopeptidase activity
Source: RefSeq, a predicted model, not a curated record